UGGGAAGUAACGGACUACAUGUAACGGCGUUACGUAAUUAGGAUACAAAAAAAAAGUAACUGUAUUCCGUUACAGUUACAGAAAAAAAAGACGUAAUCCGAGUACCGGUACAUCUGGAAAAAAACGGGAUUAUUAGUUCGAUUACAAUUAAAAUACAUCACGAUACAAACACUUACCAUGCCAUGCAUAAUGCACACGCGCACACAUACGACAGUUCACGACAAGUCUGACACAACGGCGAUCUGCUCUCAAGUGAAGCCAUAUAGCCAGUUCAUUAGUCAUUAUGGCAUCGAGCACUAAAAAUGCUUUCACUGGAUGGAAAUUUCGCCAUUGCUUUGUUUCUAAAGCCGAAAAGGGGAACAACAUCACUGUACAGUGCAAGCUAUGCCUUCCAUCUGUGAAAAUGUUGUCAUCGUCCAAGGACUCGACAUCCAAUUUAAAGAAACAUUUACAGAGGAAGCAUUCAAGACAUUUACUUCUGACCAAAGAAGAUACAAGUCAGUCGGAGAUGAAUCCUGUUGAAUCUGAACAUGGACAAGAGACCUUGCGUGUUCCCCAUAAACAACUAAAACUUGAUCUUGGGCAGAGAAUAUCCCAGACUGCAGUCAGUACACUGAUAUUGGAAUUUGUGAUCGACGAUGUCCAGUCUUUCUCCUUGGUGGAACAACCUUCGUUUAAAAAGCUCAUCGAGGGGAUCAGUGGUGGCAAAACAGUCAUGUGCAGAAAGACUCUAGUUCAGCGUAUUGAGAAGGAAUUUGCUGUCAUGAAAGAAACCUUGAUUGCAACUCUUCAGAAAGUGACAAAUGUGUGCACAACAGCAGAUUUAUGGACUGCACACAACAGAAGUUUCUUUGGUAUGACAUGCCACUGGAUUGAGGAGGAAACGAUGGAGAGGAAAUCUGCAGCACUGGCCUGUGCACGAGUGAAGGGACGGCAUACCUUCGAUGUCCUUGCUGCAAAAAUCUGUGAAAUACAUGCAGAGUACAAAGUACAACACAAAGUAAGGGCCACAGUUACAGAUAACGGGAGUAACUUUGUGAAGGCUUUCCGUGAAUUUGAAACCACUGAGGAGGCAGCACCAGACGAGUUCGAUGAUGGAAUACGGUUCAUGGAUAUGGAUGCAGUUCUGGAGAUGGAGGGAGAUGAGGAGCUUCAUUUUUUCCUUCCCCCUCAUCAAAGAUGUGCUGCUCACACGCUCAACCUGAUAGCCACUAAUGAGGUGGAUAAAGCAGCAUCAAAAGGACCAUCCCGCAAAGUGUACCGAAGUGCAAUGGGAAAGUGUGCUGCCAUAUGGAACAAAGCACACAGGUCAUCAGCAGCUGCAGAAGCAGUGGAAGAUAUUGCCAACAUGAAGGUUUGUGUUCCAUGUGUAACAAGAUGGAGCUCUGAAUAUAUGGCUAUUUCCAAACUGAUUGGACUCACGCAAGAUCAGCUGGACGACAUCUGCGGAAGGCUCGGAGUGAGCAGACUGCACCCUCAUGAGAUGACUUUUCUUAAGGAAUAUGUAGCUGUGUUACAGCCACUUGCUCAAUCCAUUGAUCUUCUACAGGGUGAGAAAAAGUGCUACCUUGGAUUCCUCAUUCCAACAAUCUUAAGCCUCAAAUCUAAGCUGUCUGACAAAUUGCUACAUGCAACCUACACAGCAAACAUCAUUACUGCAGUUACUGAGGCACUUGACAGUCGCUUCGGUACCGUCCUGAGCAGCCAUGAAGCAAAAAUGGCAACAACCACCAUGCCCAAAUUUCGCUUGUGUUGGCUUUCUCCAGAAAAGAAAGAGGAAAUGUGCAAAACAGUGAUUCAGGAGGCAACAUCUUUGGAAUCCAAAGCACCUCCUGCAGCUGAAGUGAAUAUCAGCUCUGAAAAUGAUGGAUCAGACGAGGAGUUUUUUGUGUUUGGGAAGACAAACAGGGCUGAUAAAAGCACAGCAGAGGAAGAAGUCCGGCGGUUCCUCGAUGAUAGUGUGAAAACCAUGGAUUCCCUACAUGCAUUUCCCUUGAUUAAGCGGCUCUUCAUGAAGUACAAUACUACACUGCCUUCUAGUGCUCCAGUUGAACGUCUGUUCAGUUAUGGAGGAAAUGUACUGACUUCCUCUCGUAACAGAAUGUCAGAUGAUCACAUGGAGCAAGUCCUCCUCCUUCGCUACAACAGAAAGUUCUACCCAAAGCUAUAUUUUGACUGAAUGUUGACCGACUGUGAGGAUGCACAUUUAAAGUAUCUGCUCUGUGGGUUUCCAAAUGGUGCCUACUAACUUAACUGCUAUUUUGAAGGCAGCAAAUGUUCCUUUUGCUCUAUGAUCGUAAAUUGUAGGACUGUGCCUUAUUUUAGAAUUUUCUCCCUGAAUUUGAUUCAUGGUUUUAUAUUUAUUGUUAAUCUGUGGGUGGACACCUGAUUUGUUAAAAGAAAAAAUACAAUGAAUGUUCUUAACACAUGCACCAAAAUUGAGCAUUUUCUCUUUACUUUGUAAAGGAGCAUAUUUUAUGUUUGUAUGUUUUGUAAAUGACAGUAUUCUGUAGCUAACAAGACUCAAUAGACAUAGGCAUUUUGACAGUUCAGCAGGAAGACACCUGGUUUGUUCAAAAAUACCUUAAGUGCUCUUAAUCCAUGUAUUAAAGUUUAAAAUAUCAUGUUCUGUUUCUUGUAAAAGGAGCAGAUUUUAUUUCUGCUUUGUAAAGUAUACUCUUCUGUAGGCCCAUAUUUUAAUUUGGAAUCUGUAAGUCUACUGCCUGAAUUUGCUUUAUGGCUUAACUUUCUUUCAUCUGUUCUUUGUUCUUUUUGUAUAAUGAAAAUUCAGUUGGUGGACACUGGAUUGGUUAGUGAGGUUCCUCUUAAACAAUGUUACUAAAAAGCAGUUUCCAGUUUGCCUUGUAAAGACGCAGAUUUUCUUUUUGCUUUGUAAACUGUGUUCAAAUUAUAUGUAGUGCACUUUCUUUGUAUGUCUCUUAAGUUUUUCUUAUUCACAUUUUUGUCACAUUGUUCUGUUGAAUAACAGAAUUAAAGAUCAUGUUAUUGAUAUUUC
Molecule: messenger RNA, 3016 nt
Organism: Acanthopagrus latus (yellowfin seabream)
Lineage: Eukaryota; Metazoa; Chordata; Actinopteri; Spariformes; Sparidae
Exons: 2
Coding region: 284-2179 (631 amino acids)
Source: RefSeq, a predicted model, not a curated record